Messenger RNA from Meira miltonrushii, 641 nucleotides. Its product is annotated as putative tyrosine phosphatase family protein. Gene Ontology annotation, molecular function: phosphatase activity. Bases 1 to 465 code for a protein of 154 amino acids. The transcript has 3 exons. Gene Ontology annotation, biological process: protein dephosphorylation. Lineage: Eukaryota; Fungi; Basidiomycota; Exobasidiomycetes; Exobasidiales; Brachybasidiaceae. The record is from RefSeq and is a predicted model, not a curated record.
AUGCUCGUGCCUCCGCCAAACUUUGGCAUGGUGGAAGAAAACUUAUAUCGUUCAGGCGCUCCCGAUUUGCUCAAUUUACCUUUUUUGGAAACCUUGGCUUUGAAAAGUAUCAUUUGGCUUGCACCUGAAGAACCAGAAGAAGCAUUCGUCGAUUUCUGUCUCUCUCACGAGAUAAAGUUGCAUCACCUUGGCGUUUUGUACAGCACAAAUUCUUGGGAUCCAAUCACGGAAGAUAUUGUGCUAAAAGCCCUUCAUCUGCUCGUUCAACCAUCAACGUAUCCGGUUUUGGUAAUGUGCAAUCUAGGCAGACAUCGUACAGGAACAGUGAUUGGAUGUUUGCGUAAAUUGCAAAAAUGGUGCUUGUCCGCCAUUCUGGAAGAAUAUAGAAGGUAUGCUGGACAAAAAGUUCGCGUGAUGAACGAACAGUUCAUCGAAUUAUUCGACGAAGAGUUGGUCUUUGGCUGAAUACUACGCCAUCGCUGUAUUUGUAUGAUACCCUGUUUGUCAUAUGUUUGCUCUACAAUAUGCAUCUGUAAUUUUAAUGUUUCACAUAUUUCAAACAUUGAGGACGAUUCUGUAGGGAAACUUUUUCGUAUUUCAUUUUACCGCAUCUCUUAACAACACAUAAGGCAUACAAGUGG